GGGUUUUGCUGUUUCAGUGAUUUCAUAGAAGGAGUGACUUUUCGACAUCUACAUUCCUCAAGUGAACAAGCACCCCACUGAGAUUUCCUAUUUGAAACCUUUUGGACUGUCAAUCUUAACUUUUGGGAAAAAAAAGUAGAGAAAGAAAAAUGAAGAUGGGUAAACGUGAAUUGUGUCAUUAUCUCCAGAUUAUAGCUAUUUUCUUUUGUCUUUCUGGAAUAAGCCAAGCUGAGCUGUCAAUGUCUACUUCCAAACCCUACUUUCAACCUGGAAAAUCAAGAACAAAGCGCAGCUGGGUGUGGAAUCAGUUCUUUGUAUUGGAGGAAUAUACAGGUACAGAUCCACUGUAUGUUGGGAAGCUUCACUCGGAUAUGGAUAAAGGAGAUAGUUCCAUCAAAUAUGUCUUGUCAGGGGAAGGGGCAACUUCUAUCUUCAAUAUUGAUGAAAAUACUGGAGAUAUUCAUGCUUCGAAGAGGUUGGAUCGUGAGGAACAAGCAUACUACACGCUGCGGGCACAAGCUCUUGACAGAGCAACAAAUAAACCAGUGGAGCCUGAAUCAGAGUUUGUCAUUAAAGUACAAGAUAUAAAUGAUAAUGAGCCUAAAUUUUUGGAUGGUCCUUAUACAGCUGGUGUCCCUGAAAUGUCUCCUGUUGGAACCUCCGUGCUGCAGGUUACAGCAACAGAUGCGGAUGAUCCCACUUAUGGAAAUAGUGCUCGUGUGGUCUAUAGCAUUCUUCAGGGUCAGCCCUAUUUUUCCGUGGAGCCAAAGACAGGCAUCAUUCGAACAGCCUUACCUAACAUGGACAGAGAAGCCAAAGACCAGUAUCUUCUAGUAAUACAAGCAAAAGACAUGGUGGGGCAAAUGGGCGGACUGUCGGGAACAACAUCUGUUACAGUAACACUAACAGAUGUCAAUGACAACCCACCACGAUUCCCACGCAGAUCGGAUCAGUAUUCUGUUCCUGAAUCUUUACCAGUGGGGUCAUCUGUGGCCAAGAUCAAAGCAGUGGAUGCAGAUGUAGGGCCAAAUGCAGAAAUGGAAUAUAAGAUUAUGGAUGGAGAUGGACACGGUGUUUUCAAAAUAUCUGUUGACAAAGAUACUCAAGAAGGCAUUGUCACAAUUCAGAAAGAAUUAGAUUAUGAAUCAAAAACCAGCUAUACCUUAAGAAUAGAAGCAUCAAACAAGCAUGUGGACACUCGAUUUAUCAGUGCAGGACCCUUUGCAGAUACAACUACACUGAAGAUUAUUGUAGAAGAUGUUGAUGAGCCUCCUGUGUUUUCCUCACUUUUAUAUACCAUGGUGGAGUCUGAAGCAGCAAAGGUUGGCACUAGCAUUGGGACAGUAUCUGCACAUGACCCUGAUGCAUCAAACAGUCCUGUAAGAUACUCUAUAGAUCGCAAUACUGACCUUGAAAGGUUUUUCAACAUUGAUGCCAACACUGGAAUCAUUACUAUAGCAAAACCUUUGGACAGAGAGACCAAUGCUGUUCAUAAUAUCACUGUCCUGGCAAUAGAAAGCCACAAUCCAACACAGAUUGGAAAAGGAUCUGUUGCCAUAAGUAUACUUGAUAUCAACGACAAUGCUCCAGAAUUUGCAAUGGAAUACGAGACCAAUGUUUGUGAAAAUGCUUCCCCUGGUCAAGUAAUUCAGGUGAUAAGUGCAGUUGAUAAAGAUGACCCAUCGAGUGGCCAUUGGUUCUAUUUCAGUGUACCAGCAGAAACAAAUAACAUAAAUUUUACUUUGAAAGACAAUAAAGAUAAUACAGCUUCAGUUAUAACAAGAAGACAUGGGUUUCGGAGACAAGAACAGUCAAUAUAUUAUUUGCCAAUUGUCAUUGUGGACAGUGGAUCUCCUUCUCUUAGCAGUACAAAUACUCUGACUAUUAGAGUUUGUGAAUGUGAUGCAGAUGGUAUAGCUCAAACAUGUAAUGCAGAAGCAUACAUCCUACCAGCUGGGCUAAGCACUGGAGCUCUCAUAGCUAUAUUAGCCUGUGUCCUGACAUUGCUGGUGCUUGUACUUCUUAUUGUUACAAUGAGAAGACGAAAAAAGGAGCCUAUGAUUUUUGAUGAAGAAAGGGAUAUCAGAGAGAAUAUUGUGCGAUAUGAUGAUGAAGGCGGUGGUGAAGAAGACACAGAAGCAUUUGACAUGACUACUUUACGAAACCUCAAUAUUAUUCGAGACAACAAAUCAAGAAGAGAUGUAACUCCAGAAAUUCAAUUCUUAAGUAGACCUUCUAUGAGAAGUGUUCCAGAUAAUGUAAUCUUUCGAGAAUUUAUCUGGGAAAGACUAAAAGAAGCUGAUGUAGAUCCAUGUGCUCCUCCUUAUGACUCUCUACAGACCUAUGCCUUUGAAGGGAAUGGCUCGAUUGCAGAGUCACUUAGUUCAUUAGAAUCAGUGAGCACAAACUCUGAACAUAAUUAUGAUUAUUUGAGUGACUGGGGUCCUCGUUUCAAAAGGCUUGCAGACAUGUAUGGAACUAGUGAGGACAAGUUGUACUCAUAGCACUGGGAUAUAAACAUCUAAUGCACUAAAGAACAAAACAAAAAACUCAGUAAAGACUAUUAAAAUGUACAUGUGUUUUCAUUUUAGGAUUUUGAUUUUGUGAAACAUAUCCUCAUCAUUCUUAUCCUUGGGACAGCACUGACCAGGCACCUGUACAUUCUAUUUUUUGUUGUAAAAUAACUCUGUAACUUUAUGGCAACCAAUACUGAUAAUCCUUCAGAGCUAUCUGAUGUACCUAACCUAAUGUUAAACAAAAAUAGUUACAUAUAAUAUAAGGGAUGA
This is a messenger RNA of Pelobates fuscus (common spadefoot toad), 2786 nucleotides long. RefSeq names its product cadherin 7 (gene CDH7). Lineage: Eukaryota; Metazoa; Chordata; Amphibia; Anura; Pelobatidae. Gene Ontology annotation, biological process: cell-cell adhesion mediated by cadherin; homophilic cell-cell adhesion; cell morphogenesis. Gene Ontology annotation, molecular function: calcium ion binding; cadherin binding. The record is from RefSeq and is a predicted model, not a curated record. The transcript has 11 exons. Gene Ontology annotation, cellular component: adherens junction; catenin complex; plasma membrane. The coding region runs from base 150 to 2504 and encodes 784 amino acids.